AUGGAAGGCUCUGUAGUUGAACGUCUCGAUUUCGGGAAGAUGGGAUAUGGGUGCAAGCAUUACAGGAGAAGAUGCAGGAUUCGUGCUCCCUGUUGCAAUGAAGUUUACUCAUGCCGUCAUUGUCAUAACGAAACAACGAGCAUGUUGAAAAACCCUAUUGAUCGCCACGAACUCGUUCGGCAGGAUGUUGAACAAGUUGUUUGUUCGGUUUGUGACACAGAACAGCCAGUUGCUCAAGUUUGCACUAACUGUGGUAUUAGAAUGGGGGAAUAUUUCUGCAACAUCUGCAGAUUCUUUGAUGAUGAUACGGGGAAACAACAGUUUCAUUGUGAUGAUUGUGGGAUCUGCAGAGUUGGCGGGAGUGAGAAUUAUUUCCAUUGCCAGAAGUGCGGGUCUUGCUAUUCAAUAGCUCUGCGUGAUAAUCAUUUAUGCGUGGAGAACUCCAUGAGACAUCAUUGUCCAAUUUGUUACGAGUACCUUUUUGACUCGUUGAAAGACACUACUGUUAUGAAAUGUGGUCACACAAUGCAUUGCGAAUGUUAUCAUGAGAUGAUAAAGCGCGACAAGUACUGUUGUCCUAUAUGUUCCAAGUCGGUGAUUGAUAUGUCUACGAUAUGGAAGAGAAUCGACGAAGAGAUUGAAGCAACCACCAUGCCUGAUGAUUAUCGGAAUAGAAAGGUUUGGAUACUUUGUAACGACUGCAACGAUACAACUGAAGUUUCCUUCCACAUCAUUGGGCAUAAAUGCGGUCACUGCAAUUCAUACAAUACUCGCAAUAUUGCUCCUCCUGUUCUUCCGCAAUAG
This is a messenger RNA of Lathyrus sativus (Indian pea), 804 nucleotides long. NCBI's taxonomy places the organism in Eukaryota, Viridiplantae, Streptophyta, Magnoliopsida, Fabales, Fabaceae. The record is from the annotation of a GenBank genome assembly.